CGAAAUCCUCCCACCGUUUCCCGCGAAUUUAUGCGAAGCCAUUGCCGAGGGGAGGGUCCAUAUAACCAGGAGCAUGGAUCUACGCACGCGUCCUGUGCUCCGUCCUUCUGCCUUUAGCUUGGUGUGCUGCUCGCUCGGUGGCACACGGUGGUGACUAGUACGUACGCGACGCCCAGAUGACCGUCAUUGACAGUCAGGCUCUCCUCGUCGCGGGCUCGCUCCUCGCAUAUGCGGGCUCAGCCCUCGCAGCGACGGCGCAGCAGUACUCGCCCCCCGCGUACCCGUACAACUCCGAGUCGGCAAACUACACGGGCCAGUCGAACAACAGCCUGCAGAACACGCCGAUCGUGUCCGGCAAGGCAUUCGACCGGUUCAUUCAGAUCUGGUUCGAGAACACUGACUUUGAGACGGCAGCGUCGUCGCAGACGUUCCAGAACCUGGCAGAACAGGGCGUCCUCUUCACGUCGUACUACGCGAUGACGCACCCUUCGGAGCCCAACUACAUCGCGGUGGCGAGUGGUGACUUUUUCGGUAACGCUGCUGAUGACUUCCGGGCUAUUCCGAUGAACAUCUCUACGAUUGUCGACUUGCUCGAGCAAAAGAACAUCUCUUGGGCAUCGUACCAAGAGUCUAUGCCUUACGAUGGGUACACUGGGUAUAAUUACACUUCAUUCGACUACAUUGCUGGCUCUGGCGACUACACCUACUACGUGCGCAAGCACAACCCGUUGAUGAUCUUUGAUUCCGUGUCAAACGUCACGGAGCGUGCGCUCCGAAUCCGUAAUUUCAACGACUUCGCUAGGGACCUGAACGCGAGCGCGAUGCCCCAGUGGAGCUUCAUCACGCCCAACCUCGUCAACGAUGGUCACGAUACGAACAUAGACUUCGUAAGCCAGUGGAUCCAGUUCUGGUUGAACCCACUGCUCGCAGACACGCGCUUCAACGACAAUCGCACGCUCAUUCUGCUCACCUUCGACGAGACCGAGACGUACAACAUCAACAACCGCAUCUGGACGCUAGCCCUCGGCGGCGGGCUGCCCACCGAGUUGAAGAACACGACAGAUGACACAUUCUACACGCACUACUCGUGUCUGUCCACUGUGCAAUCCAAUUGGGGCCUUGGAUCCCUCGGACGCGGUGACACGAACGCGACGCUGAACAACGUCUUCGAGUUCGUCGCAAGCGUAACCGGAUGGAAGAACAACGGCAUCUCGGGCAACUCCUCUGACAUUCCGUUUCUCAACCUGACAGGCACGAUCCCCGGCCCACUCAACCCUGAGUACUAUGUGCCCUUCAGUGCGCCGAACAUGAACGCAACUGGUGUGGGUGGCGGGCCCGUCUUCCAGGGCCCUGGGCUCAACACCGCUCUGUCCGCUGCAUCGCAGCCCCCGCCGGUCAACCUGACUGCGCAGGGCCUCGACACGCCUUGGGCCCAGAAUCCGGGGUAUGACUAUCCUAAUGGCACGCAGGUUUACACCAGCACACCUUCGGCGACAACGAGCGCCAGUGCGGGAAGCUGGACGAGGGGCGAAAUGAGCGUGAUUGUGCCUGCGUUGACGUUGCUUGGGUUGGUGAUUGGAUCGUUGCUUGUGCUGUGAGGAUCCAUGUUGGUCUUCAAGUUUGGAUAAUCUUGGAAUGUUGGUGGCCGGACGGGACGGUCAAUUCGAUCUAUGGGUAUGCUGCAAAAGGUCCAGGCUGUCACAUGUAAACCAGUGAAUAGCACAACUAUGUUCCCGUACUUGACUGUUCUCGGCGGGUAAGACAAGUCGUGCACUGGCAGAUAGAGAUGGGAGGAGCUGUUCAAGCGACCCGUCAGAGUCAGA
Messenger RNA from Rhodofomes roseus, 1823 nucleotides. RefSeq names its product phosphoesterase family-domain-containing protein. Gene Ontology annotation, biological process: phospholipid catabolic process. NCBI's taxonomy places the organism in Eukaryota, Fungi, Basidiomycota, Agaricomycetes, Polyporales, Fomitopsidaceae. The transcript has 10 exons. The record is from RefSeq and is a predicted model, not a curated record. The coding region runs from base 177 to 1598 and encodes 473 amino acids. Gene Ontology annotation, molecular function: hydrolase activity, acting on ester bonds.